Psylliodes chrysocephalus is the source of this 616-nucleotide messenger RNA. NCBI's taxonomy places the organism in Eukaryota, Metazoa, Arthropoda, Insecta, Coleoptera, Chrysomelidae. The record is from the annotation of a GenBank genome assembly.
AUUAUAGUAAAUAACUCAAAGGUCUGGAAAAUCAAAGUGAAAAAUUUAAAAAAUGGUGUUCGGUGCAUUUGUAGUAAUAGGAAUAGUUUUGUUUACAUCUUAUAAGAUUUUGAAAAAAAUUCACACUCGUCUGGAGGCGCGAGUAUUUCAAGAAUUAUUAAGAGAAACAUAUUUGUUUAAUGAAGGCCCUUAUUUGGAAAGAGGAGGAGGUGAUUACAUUCCGAUAGAUCCAGAUAUACUUUUUAGAGACUUUUUGGACGAACCGAUAAAAAUAAGGGAAAGAUUGGACGAACGCGGAAUAAAAAGAACCAUUAGUUGCAUAGAACUGCCGACAGUUGAGCGUAUUUACCUAAAGCGAGAAUUAAGUGAAUUAUAAGGAAAGAUUAAAAGACGUAAUUAUGGAUAAAAAUAAAAUUGUUAGUUCAUGUUUUAAUUAAACCAUUAUCUAAGAAGUUCAUUUCUUUUAAACUUAAAAGGUAUUCAACUUUUCCUUUAGGCAUUUAAAUGUAUUAUUUACCGUUAAAGUAAAGAAAUUUUAAUCAUUCAAAAGUUUUGAUGCAGUUUGAUACGGAAAUUUUCCACAGAUAAUAUUUUUGUAGCUUGUGCUCAUGGGAAC